This is a messenger RNA of Penicilliopsis zonata CBS 506.65, 1595 nucleotides long. RefSeq lists its product as hypothetical. The coding region runs from base 4 to 1470 and encodes 488 amino acids. The transcript is spliced from 5 exons. Gene Ontology annotation, biological process: transmembrane transport. NCBI's taxonomy places the organism in Eukaryota, Fungi, Ascomycota, Eurotiomycetes, Eurotiales, Aspergillaceae. Gene Ontology annotation, molecular function: transmembrane transporter activity. Gene Ontology annotation, cellular component: membrane. The record is from RefSeq and is a predicted model, not a curated record.
GCGAUGGACAUCAAAGAAGAUCUCAGUCAUGUCGAGGCCAUCCGGCUGGUCAUCCCCGACAGGGAUGUCAAAGAGAAGGCCCUCCUACGCAAGAUUGACCUGCGGCUGAUGCCGUUGAUGAUGUUGAUCUAUGUCCUCAACUACCUCGACCGCAACAACAUUGCCACUGCUCGUCUGGGCACACUGGAACAAGACAUCGGCCUAACUGGCGACCGCUAUAAUACCAUCAUCAGCCUGUUCUUCGUCGGCUACAUUCUGACCCAGAUCCCCACCAAUCUGAUCCUCAACCGGGUGCGCCCGUCGCUGUUCCUGCCGGCCAUCAUGUGUUGCUGGGCGAGCAUCAGCGCCUGCACGGGUGCUGUCCAGAGCUACCACGGCAUGAUUGCCCUACGCUUCCUCCUGGGCUUCGUCGAGGCACCGUUUUUCCCCGGCGCUCUGUUCCUGUUCUCCUCGUGGUAUACCAAGAAAGAGCUGGCCGCCCGCAUUUCCAUCCUGUAUGCGGCAGGGCAGAUGUCUGGGGCCUUUGGCGGCCUGCUGGGCAGCGCCAUCAUGUCCGGCAUGGACGGCAAGGCUGGCCUGCCUGCUUGGCGCUGGCUGUUCAUCAUUGAAGGAAGUGCCACCGUCCCUGUGGCCGUGCUAGCGAUGUUCGUGCUGCCGGACUAUCCUGCCACCACCCGAUGGCUGAGUGACGAAGAGCGGACGAUCGCAAUCGCGCGCAUCGCCGAAGACGCAUGCGAGGCGGACCGGGAGGAGGCCGAUCAGGGAGGCGUGAUGGUGAUGCUACGGAUGGCCUUCAGCGAUCCGGCGCUGUACAUCCUGUGGUUCAUGCAGCUUGGGCUCAACACGGCGGCGGCAUUCACCAACUUCUUCCCAACGAUCGUCGACACGCUGGGCUACGGGACCACCGAGACGCUGCUGCUGUCGGCCCCGCCGUAUGUCUUCGCGGCGAUGCUGGGCAUCGCCAACUCGUGGCACAGCGACCGCACCAAGGAGCGCUGCCUGCACGUCGUCUGGCCGCAGGUCUUCUGCUCCGUCGGCUUCCUCAUCGCAGCCACCACAAUGAACACCGCGGCACGCUACAUCUCAACCUUUAUGAUGAUGAGCGUCUACGGCUCUUUUGGCUGCAUCCUGUCCUGGGUCUCGUCCACCCUGCCGCGUCCUGCAGGCAAACGGGCCGUUGCAUACGCCGUCGUCAACGCCUUCUCGAACUUCGCCGCCAUCUACGCUGCCUACUUCUAUCCGAGCAGCCAGGGCCCGCGCUACUGGCAGGCCAACGUCGCCAACAUUGCCUUCAGCGGCAUGUGCAUCUCUCUUGCUGUCGUUCUGCGCUUCUACCUGCGCUGGCGGAACCGCCGCCUCGACGCCGCGGCGGCGCAGGACAUUGCCGACGAGGGCACCGCGCGAGGCACGCACACGCUGGCGCUCGCUGAUACCUGGCAGUGUGAUCCGGAGUAUCGCUAUAUAUUGUGAGGUGCUAGUAUCAUGGGCUAGCUCUAAUGAGUGGUGUGGGCUGGGUAUCAGUAGUAGUUGAACUAGAGACUAUCUAUACGCUCGCAGAACUUGAAGUGUUGGAAAGGAAGGUUGAUAUAAAUACU